Molecule: messenger RNA, 669 nt
Organism: Vicia villosa (hairy vetch)
Lineage: Eukaryota; Viridiplantae; Streptophyta; Magnoliopsida; Fabales; Fabaceae
Exons: 1
Coding region: 1-669 (222 amino acids)
Source: RefSeq, a predicted model, not a curated record
AUGCUGACAGCGUCCUCUCCUGUCCAGCAUGUCGAUGACGUUUUCCUUUGGAAUCAAAACAGUAGCGGUUCCUUCUCCGUGGCUUCCGUGUCUGCUAUAAUUGCGGAGAAUAAGGAGAUAGCCUGGCCCGUGGAAACAAUGGAUAUGCUUAAAGUCUUAUGGAAUUUGUCGGUCCCUCUCAAAUUCAAGGUUUUCGCUUGGAGACUUCUCAUAUCAAGACUCCCGGUAAAGGAUUCGCUCUUGAGAAGAGGUGUCACCUUCGACGCUACGAAUGCUUGCUGUGAGUUUUGUCGGUUGCAACCGGAAAACUUGAACCAUCUAUUUUUCGAUUGCCCCGUCUCAAAGCUGUUGUGGGGCAGAAUUUUCACAUGGAUGGGAGUUGAUCUCUCAUUCUCUCUUGAUGAGUUCAUGGUGUUUGGCAAGUUUCAUGACAAGGUGAAAAUGGCAAAUUCAAGACUGAAAAUCAACACCAUUUGGAUAGCUACAUCUUGGAGCAUUUGGUUUAUGAGAAACGCGAUGAUUUUCGAUAAGGUGUCGUAUAGUUUCGACGUGGUGUAUUCUAAUAUCUUGUAUUUAUCUUGGAAUUGGCUAGCUAGUAGCAAUCCUUUGUCCUUCUGUAGCUUCUAUGACUGGUUUAAAUCCCCUUUGGAUUGUUUCAAUUCUCUGUAA